Cloeon dipterum is the source of this 5689-nucleotide messenger RNA. RefSeq names its product DNA polymerase zeta catalytic subunit (gene DNApol-zeta). Gene Ontology annotation, molecular function: DNA binding; nucleotide binding; DNA-directed DNA polymerase activity. Lineage: Eukaryota; Metazoa; Arthropoda; Insecta; Ephemeroptera; Baetidae. Bases 120 to 5582 code for a protein of 1820 amino acids. Gene Ontology annotation, cellular component: nucleus; zeta DNA polymerase complex. Gene Ontology annotation, biological process: double-strand break repair via homologous recombination; error-prone translesion synthesis. The record is from RefSeq and is a predicted model, not a curated record. The transcript has 17 exons.
CAGUGCGGUGUGCACCAAUCAGCGGUCACCUCUGUCAAAUCUCUUGCAUUCUUUUUGCCGCUGGUCCAGCACCGGUUGCACAUGUCUGUGUUUAUUUCGACAUAUUAUUCGGCCCGACAAUGGCACUAUCCAUUCGUCUGACAGUCUGCGAUUUCUACUUGGCGCCGCCCAAAAUCGGACUUGACCCAACCUUUAGCGAGUUCCGCGGCUCAGCUGUCACGCAAGUGCCAGUUUUGCGAAUUUUCGGUUCCACUUGUACAGGUUCCAAGGCAUGCCUUCACGUGCAUGGUGUCUUCCCGUACAUGUAUAUUCCUUAUGAUGGUGUGGAAAAUGCUCAGCAACAGCAAUAUUUGCUUGCCAAUGCAUUAGACAAGGCGAUCAACAUAUCAUUUGGACAGACGAACUCAACUUCUAAACAUGUAUUUAAGAUUGUCCUUGUCUCGGGAGUACCUUUCUAUGGGUACCAUGAGAAGGAACACCAGUUUUUCAAAAUAUACCUCUACAACCCCAACCUGAUCAAAAAGGCUGCUGAACUCCUCCAUAACGGAUCCGUCUUGGGUCGAAUGUUCCAACCCCAUGAAGCCCACUUGCCAUUUACCCUGCAGUUUAUGAUCGAUUACAAUCUACAAGGCAUGCAUAUGGUCAACUGCGCCAAUCUGCAAUACAGAACCAGCCAGGAGUCAAAUCCUGAUGAUCCAGCUGACAGGAACCAUUUACUUCAGAAUGUAAAAGUGAGCUCUUGUGAAGUUGAAGCUGAUGUCGUGGCUGAGGACAUUCUGAACCGAAUUAACAACAAUUCUAGCCAGGGUGUGGUGAAUCCAGGGCUUGCUGCCUUGUGGGAAGAUGAGCAGCAGCGUCGAAGGGACCAGGGAAGGGAAACUCAACCAACACCUUUGACAACACAAACACGGAAACCAUCUGGACCAAGUGUCAGUGAAGAGUUUCACAGAUGCCGACUGUUCGAAAAACUGGCCAAUGUGGGGCAAGACAGCAUAUCCAGCAGUCAAAGCUCUUUUUUCUACCCUGCAGAAGCUCCAGAGGGGUUGAUCAACGCAUCAUUCGUUGAGCAGCACAGCAGCAGGAUGAGUGACGCGACUCUAACUCAACAUUCCACUGAAUUGUCAAAUUCACAGCCAAGUGAUAUACUCAUGAACACACUAGAUGAAGAACUUUUGGACGUCUUGGAUGCCUUAGCAAAAUCACAAAAAGAGGAUAAUGUUGAGGUUGGUGCAUUAGAAGAACAGACUGCCCAGGAACUGGGAGAUGUUGAUGAUGACGAGGAGGAGUCCAGAGAGAUGUCUCAACCGUUCAAUUCCACAACGUUUAUUGACAUUGAUUCCUCGGAUGAUGAUGAAAGCAAUCAGAGCGUAACUGAUAUAUUCGAAGAUUCAACUGAGUUUGAAAAUAAGUUGGCUCAACUUGAUGGAUCAGAUGACAACCAUAAACCUGAUUCUCGCAGAAGAAGACUAGGUGUUAGGAGAUGUUUGAGCAGGACCAAUGCAAAUCCAACACCAGAUGAUUGGCUGAUGCAAGAGAUCAAUAACGUUCUAGAAAGGCCUCAAGAAUUAGAUCAAUUUCAAGGGCAGUUGCAUAAUCUAGAGGAUCUCAUGAUCCCAGAAGGCAACCUUGCUAUGGAGUUGUUGAAUGAGGAAGAGGAGACAAAAGAUGUGCCUAAUGCAAUUGCUCAGCCACAACCAGGAUCAUCUAAAACGGCAGGAAACAAACAAAAAGAUUUAAUUGAUGAGUCUUUUAACACUGUCCAAUCCCAAUCUGGACCAUCUGAAACAAAAGCAAGUGUGAAAGAACAGCAUUUAGGACCGACAUCAGAGGAAAAAGAAGGCAAAGAGCCCGCUUUUGAAGUCACGGUGUCGAAGAAGACCCUUGGAACCUGCAGGGGUCGGAAAAAGGUGAGCUUCAGUGUUGCUGUUUCUGAUGAGCUUGAGGUUGACAGUGAAAGCUUUGUCCUGGAUGUCUGCGAUCGCAAGCUGAAUUUGUGCUUUGAUGUCAACUCGCCAACUGCUCUUGAAACGAAUGGAAGUGAGAAGCCAAAGGAAAAAAUUGAGCUCAAGGAAUGCUUUGUUCGAUUGGAAAAACUGAAGCUGCCGUUAACUUCUAAGGCUCAGAACGUAGUAAUGAUGUCUCAAAAUGCCAGUGAUGAAACUGAGGAUGGAGCCCAAGAGAAUCAUCAGAGUGUAGAAAAUAGUGGAGCUGAAACACCUACAAUUGUCACAAAUGUCAGAGUGUCCCAUAGUUUGACAGAAGAAGCGGUAAAUGUUAUUAAAGAAGAGCACCAGCAAUCCAUCAAUUCAAGUGGAGGUGUUAGGUCCAUAACUACACUCUCAAAUGAUGUAAUAGAAGACAUGGAGCCGUUACUUAUCAGUGAUGAUGAUGAUGGUGACAUUGUGCUGACUCAAGUUAACAAAUCUCUCGAAAAGCUAUUACAAAAUGGUCCUUCAGAAAAAAAUGAGCAGGUUAUUCAUGAGGCUUCAACUUUGAACCUCAACACCCAAGAAUUCACUGAAUCCAGUCAACACACCCCAAAGAAAAGAAGACUUUCGCUGUCUCUAACACCUCUGAGUAAAAGAGAACGACGCUUUAAAAGGAGGGAUAGAAGAAGAAAGUUGCAAUAUCAAGGAAUGACCAUGAACGAGAUUAUGCUUAUGAAUUCACCUCAAUCAAAAAACGGUUGCAGCCGAGCUAAAAAGGAACCAGACAAGUACACAAAAUCAAGCUCUGAUGAAUCCCAAGAUGUUUCUGGAAUGAAAAGUUUCUACAAUUUUUCAAUCCCUGCAAAUAACAUUCUCAUUGAACCUGCGCAACCUCCACCCAAGAAUCUUGAACUCUCCGAAUACAGCUUUCAGGCGAUCAAAUUUCAGCCUCCAUUCUACAGCGAGCCUGAUGACGGAAAUCAGCCACUGUCCUCUGCUCCUUGUCAUUUGCCUGAUUACACCAGCUACUGGAAAACAACUGAGGAUCUUGGUUUUGACAGCAAGGAGAAGAGAACUGUGAUCAUAGAGCCUCUGCUACCUCCUCCAAAGCCAGAGCAGCUGUUGGCCACUGGUAAUGUCAAGGAACCUACGCCUGAUUUGUCUGAAAUGGACAAUCUUCAGCAGGCUAGAGCUGUUGUUCAUGAAAACCACUUAAACGUGAUGCAUUUGGAGGUACUGGCUGCCAGUCGUGGUAAAUUGAAUCCUGACCCUGAAGUAGAUCCUGUAUGUGCCAUGUAUUUCCUUGUUCAUGGUGAUAGAGGAGCUUAUAGCAAGAUGGGUGUAAUAGCUGUGAGGUCAGAUACUCAUGCAACGGCUAACCUGUUGUCUCCAGAGAUGAACAAGAAGUGCCAAUAUGUGGAAAUAGUUCCUGACGAAUUUGAGGCCUUAUCAAAACUUGUUCAUUUAGUGCAAACUGAAAAUCCAGACAUUCUAAUGGGAUAUGAAAUUGAGAUGCACUCAUGGGGCUACGUUGUCCAAAGAGCUGCCAGAAUUGGACUGAAUCUUCCCAAUAUUGUGUCGAGGGUACCAAAAACUGAAAGUCUUGAAGCUCGGCAUAUAGACGUGUCACAAGGAGCCAUAGUUGAGUAUUCUGACUUAAAAAUACCUGGUCGAGUAGUGCUCAACCUGUGGCGACUUCUGAGACACGAGGUUGCCCUGCAAAACUAUUCUUUGGAGAGCGUCUCUUUCCACUUGCUUCGGCAGCGGUUGCCACACCAUCCAGAAUCUUUACUGAUGUCCUGGUGGGCGGAGACCAAACGCUGCUUCCUGGUGUCGACCCACCUGCUCACCAGAUUGCUCACAUGCCACCGCAUUUUGUGCAACCUCGACUUGCUUGGUCGCACCUCUGAGCUGGCCAAGCUCUUUGGCAUCCAAUUUUCUGAAGUUUUGUCUCGUGGAUCUCAAUUCCGAGUCGAAUCCAUGAUGCUGCGCCUUGCUAAACCCCGAAACUUUGUCCCUGUUUCUCCUGCUGUCACUCAGAAGGCGAUGAUGAAGGCGCCGGAAUGCAUUGCUUUGGUCAUGGAGCCGCAGUCUUUGUUCUACGAGGACCCGGUGGCUGUGCUGGACUUCCAAUCGCUCUAUCCUUCUGUCAUUAUAGCUCACAACCUGUGUUUUUCCACGUGCCUUGGUCGAGUAGAGUUACUGGGCAAGGACGAUCCUUUCGAGUUUGGCUGCACUAUUCUCAAGGUGGAUCCAAGGAAACUUAAGAAACUGGAACCAUUUGUAAGUCCAAACGGAGUGGCCUUUGUGCCGAAAAGCGUUCGACAAGGAAUUCUGCCUGCAAUGCUGUCUGAAAUAUUGGAAACCAGGCUGAUGGUGAAGCAAUCGCUCAAAUUCAACAAGAAAGAUGAGACCCUUGCCAAGGUCCUUCACGCCAGACAGCUUGGGCUUAAACUUAUUGCCAACGUCACCUAUGGCUACACGGCUGCUAACUUCUCUGGUCGCAUGCCUUGCAUAGAGGUUGGCGACUCGGUGGUCUCUAAAGGCAGAGAAAUAUUGGAGAGGGCCAUCUCCAUGGUGAACCAAAACCAGCAUGUCUGGGGAGGAGAAGUUGUCUAUGGAGACACCGACUCCAUGUUUGUGCUGUUUAGAGGGAAAACCAGGCAGGAGGCGUUUGACAUUGCGGAGAAAAUUGCAGAUGCCGUCACAAGAGACAAUCCAAGCCCCGUGAAGUUGAAAAUGGAAAAGGUUUACCAGCCGUGCAUUUUGCAGACUAAAAAGCGGUACGUGGGCUUCAUGUAUGAGAGCAAACACCAAGAAGAACCGGUUUAUGAAGCCAAGGGAAUUGAAACCGUCCGAAGAGAUGGAUGCCCUGCAGUUUCGAAGCUUCUGGAAAAAUGCCUCCGGAUUCUCUUCACCACCAAAGACUUGAGCUUAGUGAAGAGUUACGCAAUUGACUAUUUCCAGCAAGUGCUUCUUGGCACAGUUUCCCUGCAAGACUUCAUUUUUGCCAAAGAAUUCCGCGGCCUCUCAGGGUACCGGCCUGGAGCGUGUGUGCCCGCCCUUGAACUGGCUCGGCAGUGGGUCCGUGUGGACCGGCGAGCCGAGCCGCGCCGUAGCGAACGUGUCCCGUAUGUGAUCAUUGCAGGGGCACCUGGACUGCCGCUGAUCCGACUUGUCCGCAGCCCACACCAGCUGCUCGACGAUCCGGCGCUCAGACUAAACGCUGAGUACUACCUGACAAGGGCUCUGGUGCCUCCGUUGGCACGAUGCUUCAACCUGCUUGCGGUAGAUGUGUCCGGCUGGCUGGCGGACAUGCCGCGGAGAACUGUGGUUGGUCUUACAGGGAAAGGCUCAAUUGCUCACUUCUUUGGAAGCUUAGAGUGUCCGAUCUGCAGGAGUCAAACGCGGGCCGGCCUCUGUCAGGAUUGCAAGAUGCAGCCGCAGAUGGCGGCUGUCUGCUUAGGAGAACUGGUGAGAGCGAGUGAAAGAGCUCGACAGGCAGUGGACGACCUCUGCGGCUCAUGCUGCGGGAGGAGAUUCGACCUUGAGUGUGAUAGCCUUGCGUGUCCCGUCAUGUACCGCAGGAGGAGGGAUAUUGCUGAUGAUGGAGUGUUCAAACUCAAGCAGUGCCUCCAAGAUUUGAGUUUUUGAUUCAUUUUAAACCAAGACAAUGAACUAUUGUGCUUUUAACAGAAAACAUUUAUGAGCCUGAUAAUUGUGCGGUGCUUUCAAUAAAGCUGAUUUGUAACCUUUUAAAA